This is a messenger RNA of Schistosoma turkestanicum, 4386 nucleotides long. The record is from the annotation of a GenBank genome assembly. NCBI's taxonomy places the organism in Eukaryota, Metazoa, Platyhelminthes, Trematoda, Strigeidida, Schistosomatidae.
CUACAAACGACCUAGUCGUUGUGCACAAUUCAGUUAUUGUACUAUGUAUCACGAGGGUGAUUCUAGUGGCAUAGAAAAUAUAUUCGGAGAUCAGAAUGAGGCAGGACGCGUCACCACCGUUGUUAUGCGAGCGAAAAAAGCUUUCAGAAGUAGGAUUUUAGGACGGGAAGGAACACGAUACCUAAAAAAUAAAAAAUCUUGCUUUAUACUAAGAAGUUUCCAUUAUAAAGAGUGUGUGAACUUUGUACCAGAUCCUAAUAAACCUCCGCGUCCAGAUGGACACAUUAAAUGCUAUUGUGGAGAAUUGGAUUAUAAACAUGAUAACUAUGAGGACGUAAUCAAUGACACUAAUGAUAAUAAUAAUAAUAAUAAUAAUAAUAAUAAUAAUAAUAAUAAAUGGACAGAGUCAAACGAUAUAAAAAUCAUUGGAGCAACAAAUGCUUUUGGUCAGAUUACAUUUUCCGACUCUCCUAUUCAAAAACCCACAGAGUUUGUUCGAAUAUCGGAUGAAGAUAAACUUGAAGAUGUAAUGACACUUAUGAAAGAUUAUUGGAAAAUGAUGGAACCUGAGAAACCAAGUUUAUGCAUAUCUGUUAUUGGUGGUGCAAAGAAUUUUGUUCUUGAUGGACAUAAAAAAGAUGUUUUCUAUUCAGGUUUAGUUCAAGCUGCACGAAGUACCAAAGCAUGGAUUGUAACGUCUGGUUUAAAUUUGGGCAUUGUACGAAUGGUUGGCAAAGCGUUACAAGAUCAAACAUUUUAUUUUGAUAAAUGGAAACCAUCUGAUUCACUGAUUUGUCUCGGCAUUGCUCCAUGGGGUUAUGUGUUAAAUCGAGAAACACUUAUUUCUGAAGAUCAUAUUACACCUGUACGAUAUGAAGUGACAGAUUUUAUAGCUCGUGAUUCACCAGUUUCUUUAAAUCAAAAUCAUACACAUUAUAUAUUUGUUGAUGAAGGACGACGUUUAAGAUAUGGUGGAAGUAAAUCAGCGGAAUUUCGUGCUAAAUUAGAAAAACAAAUUGCUAUUCCCGUUGAAAAGGGUGGUUUUGGUAUUCCCGUAGUGCUUGUCAUUGUUGAAGGUGGUCAUGAUGUGUUUAUUGAUGCUAAGAACAGUAUCACGGAACAUGUUCCUGUAGUGAUUUGUUCUGGUACUGGUCGAGCGGCUGAUAUCCUAACACUAGCAUUUGAGUAUCGUAUGAAAAAUGAUGAAUUUCAUGGAUUCUCCAAUAUGGAAUUGACUAUUUUAAAACAACGAUUACAAAAUGUUUCAGAUAGUCCAACAAAAAUUGAUGCUGCUUUAAAAAUGAUUGAAUUUAUUGUACAAAAUAAAAAUUUAAUUACAACAUUCGAUAUGAAUCAAUCGAAUGAUUUAGAUUUAGCUAUUCUAUUCUCAUUAAUUAAAACCUCUUCAGAUUUAGAUAAACAAUUAGCAUUAGCAUUCACAUGGAAACGUAGUGAUAUUGCACGUGAGAAAAUAUUUCAACAAGGCAAUCAAUUUGAUCAAACAACAUUGGAACAUUUUAUGUUAGAAGCAUUAAAAAUGGAUGAACUUGAUUUUGUGAAAUUAUUUCUGCAUAAUGGUGUUACAAUGAAAACAUUUCUCACGGUUGAUCGAUUACGUAUACUGUAUAAUCAUUCAAUACGACGUGAUGGAUUAAUUCGUUGUCUUCGAAAAUAUAAACUUUCACAUUUACCAACAAAUCUUGUUCAUAAUAAUGUGAAAGAUGACAACAGCAGCAGCAGCAGUCCAUUUAAAGAGUUGUUACCGAAGAAAUUACAAUUAACUACUAUAAAUCUAUUGUUAUCUAGAAUGUUAGGAAAUUUUGACAAUUAUCUUUAUAGUGCUGAUGAAGCUAGUUUUAAUGCACCGAAUAUAGUGAAUAGAUCGAGAUUUCCCUCGCCAUUUCAAGAAUUAUUUCUUUGGGCCGUAUUACAUAAUCGUCAACAAAUGGCAUUAUAUUUUUGGGAGUUUAGUGAAAAUGGUCUCAUCUUAGCUCUGAUCGGUUGUUGUCUUUAUACAAAAAUGAUUAAAUCAUUACCAGCUUAUGAUACAGAAGCAAAAGCUUUAUAUGAAUCGUAUGUUAAAGAAUUUGAAAUGAUUGCAACUCGUUUAUUAGAAAAAUGUUAUACAACAAGUGAGGAGCUUACAUUAAAUCUUUUAGAAAAAGAAACAUACAUUUGGGGUAAUUUCAAUUGUCUAAGAUUAGCUGCUCAAUCAGUACGUAGAAAAUUUAUCAGUACAACAGCAUGUCAAGAUUCAUUGUAUCGUGCAUGGCGUCAAGGUGUGCAUACAAAUGUAUUUAUAAUCUUAGCUACAUUGAUUUGUCCUUUUCUACUGUUUUUUGAUUGUUUAUAUCAAUGGGAAGAUCAUCGUAGCAUGGAAUAUGAUGCACAACCAAUCGGUGAUUCCAUGAUGACCAUCAAUUCAUCGACUAAUCCUACUACUAAUAAUAAACCUAAAGGAAAUGAUACAACUAAUAAAUCUUGUUGUGGAUUAAUUACUAAAUGUAAAAAUGUCAAAUUAAAAUUUCAAUUAUUUUAUACCUCGCCAAGAACUAAAUUCAUAUUUAAUGCACUUGUCUAUGUGAUAUUUCUAUUGCAUUUUUCAUAUACAUUACUAUUUCAAACAUUACCGGAUAGAAUUUCCAUUUCUGAAUCAAUUGUUAUUGCAUAUUUUAAUGCAAAACUAAUCGACAUGAUUCAACAGGUUUUUCAAUCUUGUAAUGGAAAAUUCGAUCUAUUAUCUAAUCAAUGGGAUGAUUUAUAUUGGAAUAAAUAUGAUUUAUUUUUAGUCUGUAUGGGUUUAUUCAGUGCAUUGUUACGCAUAGGCCUCAGUACGACAUUUAUCUAUGCUAAAUCAUUGUAUGUUAUAACAUUGGUUGGUUGUUAUUUAAAAGUCUACAGUCUCUAUUCACAUCAUCCACGUUUAGGUCCUAAAUUAGUGAUGAUACAAAGUAUGCUUAUUGAAUUACAAAUGUUUAUAUUCAUUCUUGUUGUUGUAUUGGUUAGUUAUGGUGUAUCACAACAAGUAUUACUUUAUCCAUAUCGUGCUAAUUUUUCAUUGCAAACUUUACGUGAUAUAUUCUAUUAUCCUUAUUGGAAUUUAUACGGUGAAUUGAUGUUGGAAUAUGCACUUGCUGAAAAAGAAGGAUGUACAAAUGCUGGUAUAUUGAGUUCAGAAUGUCCAAUGCCAAAUUAUUUAAGUCCAUUAUUUUUAGCUGUUUAUUUAAUGAUUGCUGGAAUCUUAUUGAUCAAUCUAUUGAUUGCAAUAUUCAGUAAUGUAUUUGAAAAAAUUGAAGAGAAUUCAAUUGAAUUAUGGAAAUUUAAUAUAUUCUCCAUUGUAUUAGAAUAUAGUAAUAGACCUGUUCUACCAGUACCAUUCUCUGCUAUUACAGCUAUUAUCAAAUUGAUAUUAUAUUGUUUACGUGUUGAAUUCAUUUGUUCAAAGAUUCAAUAUUGCUGUAAAAGAAUCACUUCGGUUGAUGAUCAUAGUGAUGAUGAAACACACUCAUUAACCAGUUUAAGAAAAACUACUACAGAUUCAAAUGAAAAUCCUCGUUUAUCGCUUGAUUAUGCAUCAUAUAAUUCAGAGAUAUAUAUUGAUGAUGAUGGGCCUAGUUCAAGACAAUUAGAAAACUAUUGUAAAGGUGUUCUUUUAAGAAGGAAUCUAUUCAAACAAAUGGAAUAAUUUGUAUGUGCAAAAGAUAAUCGAUCAAUCAUAUCAACAAUUUAAAACUACCAAAAGAAUUAAUUGUAUUAUCCUGUGUUCAUUUUUUUUAAAUCACAACAAUCAUUUCAUUUAGAAUAUAUUUUAAAUGAAGCGAAUUGUUUUUUUCCACUUCUGAUAUCUACAUAUGUAUGAUAAAUAAUAAUUGAAUUUUUUUUCUAAAAUGUAAUUCAUGCUUAUUUUUUUUAACAAUCAUCUUUUCUGAAUUCUUUCUUAUCCAUGUCAUACAAUGUUUUUGAAUUAUUUUCAAUCGGAACAUUGAAUUGUCUUUCUUGUUUUAUUGUAUCAAUUUAUAGUUUGUUUAAGUUUGUUUUGUUUUCUUUUCUGUUGCUAUGGAAAAAAAGAGAACAGAAAAUAAUAAUAAUAAUAAUAAUAAUAAUAAUAAUUAACUUUUAUCUCUUUUAUUCAUUUUGAUGGAAUUUUUUUUGAAGAAUCGAUUCAUACAAUCAAUCAAUCAAUGAAUGUGGUGUUAGGAUUAGAAAAGAGAAUGCUUUUUUUUCAACUUUUUUUUUCAUUAGUCCCGGUAUUAAAGUUUUCAACUUCAUUAAUUACAAACUCGUUUUUUUUAUUAUUUCUAUUUUAUAAACUGAUGAAGCAAUCAUGAUAAUAAUAAUCAUGUUCAAAUGUUUGUUUGAAUUAUUAUUAUUUAUGAUGAUGAUGAU